CACAAAUUCUUGCAACAGAAACAGCAACUUUGGUAAUAGAGAUAUUAAUUAAAUGCUUUGAUUACAACUAACUGCAAGCCGAACGCAAUGGACACAUAUUCGGCGGAUGUUGUAUAUCAAGCGAUCAGUGCACUAUUUCAAGGCACCAAUCCCAAAGAGCAGGAGAAGGCAAACAAAUGGCUGCAGGACUUUCAAAAAUCGAUCUUCUCGUGGACCAUUGCGGACGAGCUGUUGCAUCAGAAACGCGAUUUGCACGCCAAUUACUUUGCCGCCCAGACGAUGCGCAACAAAAUACAGAAUUCGUUCAGUGAAUUGCCGCCGGAAACGCACGAAGCUCUCCGAGAUUCGCUGAUAACGCACAUUGGCCAGAUCGAUGAUCAGACAGACAGUGUGAUUGUUACCCAACUGAGUCUGGCCGUCGCUGAUCUGGCACUACUCAUGGCCAGCUGGCAGGAGCCGAUCAGUGAUCUGUUAAAGGUGCUCGCACCGCAUCCGGCAUCAAUUUGGCCGCUGCUCGAGGUGCUCAAGGUGCUGCCGGAGGAGAUUGAUUCACGAUUUCUGCGACUGGGCGCCAACCGGCGCGAGGAGGUCCACAAGCAGCUGGACGCUAGUGCCGAGUGUGUGCUGGAAUUUCUGUGCAUGUGCGCACAGCGCGAGGAUCUCGAUCAGCAGCGGAUUUGGCGAGCAACGUUAUGCACGUACAGCGCCUGGCUGGUCAUACACGCCUUCCCGCUCACCCACAUCUGUGACAAUGCGCUCUCCCAGCUCGCCUUUCGCCUGCUUAGCCAGCCGGCGGAGACGUCGGGCAAGCUGCAUGACAAUGCCACCGAAUGUGUCUGUGCGCUGCUCAGUUGCAUGGCCACAAGGAGCGGCAGUUUGGACGGGGAUGCACAGGUGGCGCGCAUCUUUGAUGCCGUCUGCCAACUGGAGACGGCAUAUCAUUUGAGUGUCGCCCACGAGGACACCGAUAAGACGAUUAACUAUUGCCGCAUCUUUACCACACUCUGCGAUACGUUCUCGUUUGACAUGUUCGAGCAGCAGCAGGCGAUGAAGGGACUGGAUUUAGUGCUGCUAUGUGUCGGUCAUUUCGAUUAUGAGGUCGCCGAGAUCACAUUUCAUUUGUGGUACAAGCUCAGUGAGGAUCUGUUCCAGCGCUACGAUGACAAGCUGACGGCACGCUUUCGACCCCACAUCGAGCGACUGAUCAGCGCCCUUUAUCGGCACGCACAAAUGGAGAGCGAUCACGACGGUCUCAUCGAGGAGAAUAACAAUUUCUACGAUUUUCGACGGAAGGUCUCCGAUCUGUUGAAGGAUGUGGCCUUUAUUGUUGGUUCCGGUGCGUGCUUUAAGCAAAUGUUCAUCAUACUACAGACGCCCAACACAACGUGGGAGUCCACAGAGGCAGCACUGUUUGUCAUGCAGAAUGUGGCCAAAAAUAUACUGCCGGAUGAGAACGAUGUGAUACCCAAGGUGGUGGAGGCGAUACUCAAUAUGACGGAUCAGACGCACAUUGCAGUGCGGUACACAUCGAUAAUGCUGAUUGGUGAGCUCUGCGACUGGAUUGAGAAUCAUCCGGAGCUGUUGCAGGCCGUGCUCAAUUUUCUGCUGUAUGCGCUGCAGCAGAAGAACGGCUUGGCGCCGGCGGCGGCGAUUGCGCUAACCUCCAUCUGCUCGGCGUGCAGACAGAAGAUGGUCUGCCACAUCAGCGGUCUGGUGGAGAUAGCGCGAAGCUUGGACAGCUUUCAGAUCAACAACGAUGUGGCCAUUGGGCUGCUAAAAGGCAUAUCGCUUAUAUUGACGAAGUUGCCCCGAGAGCAACUGCAACCAGCACUGCGAGAGAUUGUCGGCUUUCAGCUGCAGCCGCUGGCGCAGCUGCUCGAGAGCAGCCACUGUCCACUGGCGAAGGGGGAGCGCAGUGAUCCCGUCUAUUGGAUUGAUCGCGCCUGUGCGAUUAUACGCCACACGAAUCCUGAUGUGCCCGACAACGUGGAGCAUCCAACAGUUGCAAUAUUGAACGAUGCCUGGCCCCUGAUCUCCCGAGUCCUGGACAAAUACCAGAACGAUCUGCGAAUCAUGGAGCGCACCUGUCGUCUCAUCCGCUAUGCGGUGCGAAUGGUGCGCAAACAGGCGCUGCUCCUGCUCGAGCCGCUGAUCAAACAGAUCGUUGUGCUGUAUGCGGUGCAGCAUCAUAGCUGCUUCCUCUAUGUGGGCUCUAUCCUGGUGGAUGAGUUUGCCAAAACGAAUGAGUGCAUUGCCGGGCUGCUGGAGAUGCUGCAGGCGUUCAUCGAACCGACAUUUGGCCUGCUGCAGCUGGAGAACGGUUUGCGCAACAAUCCGGACACCGUCGAUGAUUUCUUUCGUUUGGCCUCCCGCUACUUGGACUGCUGUCCGCUGCAGCUGCUCCAGAGCAGCCUGAUCACGCCCAUCUUUCAGUGUGCUCUGAUUGCGUGCUCGCUGGAUCAUCGCGAGGCCAACUCAUCGGUGAUGAAAUUCUUCAUCAAUCUGCUGACCUGGGGACGCAGCAGCAAUCAUCGGCAUACGGAAUGUCGACCCCUGGUCACAGAGCUGGCCAGCCAGCAUGGCGGGGCGCUAGUCAUGAAUCUGAUACAGGCCUCGGUGUUCCAGUUGCACUCGUACAUGCUCGCCGAUGUCGCCGAGGUGCUCACCGAACUCAAGCAGGUCGUGCCCCAUGCCCAAAUUCAGUCCUUCCUCGCCCAUGCUCUCGAUGCGCUGCCCAAAAAGAAUAGCGGCGGCUAUGUGACUGCCACACAACAGCAACUGGAUGAGUUUAGCAACACGGUGCUGAGAGCUGACACCACAAAAGCCGUUUCACAAGCACUGAAAACAUUUACGCGACUCUUCCGUUGAAACCACCGCAUUCGCAUUGCCGCACCAGCAAGCAACGGCUCACCGCAGAGGGCCUGAAUAAUAAUAAUAAUAAUAACGAUAAUAAUAUGAGAAAUUGUACAUUUAAAAUGAUGUAUACGCAAUGUUGAGCAAAUGCUGCCGCUUCUGUUGGGUAUAGUUGGGUUGGGUGGCGCAAUGAUUUCACAAUUGAAUAUACAUAUUAUAUUAUUUUGCGUGCGGUCAACAGAUCCUCACGUACAACGUACAAUAAGUUGAUUAACUUAAGAGCACACUAGAAACUAAUUUAUAAACUGACCUAAAAUAUACAAUAACAAUGUUUAAUGACGACAA
This is a messenger RNA of Drosophila grimshawi, 3198 nucleotides long. RefSeq names its product transportin-3 (gene Tnpo-SR). The transcript has 5 exons. Gene Ontology annotation, cellular component: nuclear membrane; cytoplasm. Gene Ontology annotation, molecular function: small GTPase binding. Gene Ontology annotation, biological process: protein import into nucleus. NCBI's taxonomy places the organism in Eukaryota, Metazoa, Arthropoda, Insecta, Diptera, Drosophilidae. Bases 88 to 2868 code for a protein of 926 amino acids. The record is from RefSeq and is a predicted model, not a curated record.